CCAUUUUAGUGCAUCUUUUGGAUACAGAUGGAGGGAUAAGCUAGUCAAUAUGACCAUGGUGGAUAUAUAUUUCAGUUAUAGCAUUUAGCUGUGACAAAAGUCACUCUAGGAGGGCAAAAUGAAUAAGAAAAGACACUUUCUGGAGCCUCCAGAGGUCAAAGACUACCUGGUCAAAGGAGAAAGAUUUACCAAGUGGUCGGAGGACUCCACAAAGACUGUUCCUGUCACCAUGAAGAUGGAUCCGAAAGGUUUUUACGUCUACUGGAUCAACCAAAGCAAGGAGACAACGUUCCUGGAUGUUGCUACUGUCAGAGAUACCAGAACAGGAAAAUAUGCAAAACUUCCCAAACACACCAAGGUUCGCAACGUGUUCAACAUGGACUUCCCAGACAGCAACCAUCUCGCCAAAACUCUGACCAUCAUCACAGGUCCCGACACAGUGAAUCUGACCUAUCAUAACUUCUUUGCCUCAAAGGAGAAAGUGACACAGAACUGGGCAAAUGACAUUCUUAUGAUCGCCUACAACGCUGCAAGAAACAAUGCAUGCAGACACGUCUUCCUGGAGAAAAUGUACGUCCGCAUUUCUCUUCACGCCAACAAGGACGGCAAGAUCGCAGUGAAAAAUAUUUACAAGAUGUUCCCUGCGGAUAAGAAGAGGGUGGAAAGUGCCUUAGCAUCAGCACACCUCCCUAAAGGAAAGCAUGACACCAUGAAGCCUGACGUCUUUACUGAGACUGCCUUCAAGGCCUUUCUGGCAAACCUCUGCCCUCGGCCUGAGAUCUAUGAGAUCUUCACUUGUUACUCCAACAAACCCACCAUGACGAAGGAGAAUUUCACCAAGUUCCUCAACGAGAAACAGAGGGACUCUCGGCUCAACGAGGAGCUGUUUCCACGUCUGCGGCAGGACCAGAUCAAAGCUCUGAUGGACAAAUAUGAACCCUUCUCCUCUAAUUCAAACAGAAAUCUGAUUUCUCCUGAGGGUCUCUUAUUCUUCCUGAUGGGGCCGGAGACGUCUGUUGUCAUGCAGGACACGCUGGCCAGGUCUCAUGACAUGGCCCAACCUAUACCCCACUACUUCAUCAAGUCCUCCCACAACACGUACCUGACAGCCGGUCAGUUCUCCGGCGUGUCCUCUCCGGAGAUGUACCGUCAAUGUCUGCUGUCCGGCUGCCGCUGUCUGGAGCUGGACUGCUGGAAGGGCAAACCUCCAGAUGAAGAGCCCAUCAUUACCCACGGCUUCACCAUGACAACUGAGAUCCUCUUCAAGGAUGUGAUUGAGGCCAUCGCUGAGAGCGCCUUCAAGACAUCACCGUAUCCCAUCAUCCUCUCAUUCGAGAACCACGUCGACUCAGUGAAACAGCAGGAGAAGAUGGCCAACUACUGCAAAACCAUAUUUGGCGAUGCCCUGCUGACAGAUCCGCUGGACAAAUACCCUCUGAAGCCGGGCCAGCAGAUCCCCAGCCCAUCUGAGCUCAUGGGUAAAAUCCUCAUCAAGAACAAGAAGGGCAGCCACGAAAAGCCGACCCAGACUAAAAAACCCAGCACUGCAGUCACUGACCAGACCACAACCACAGCUGCACCCACCCAGGACCCAAACACCACUCCCCAGGAUCCUGCCAACCCAGCACCCAGCACCCAGGAGAACCAAGAGGGGGACGCAGCUGUGGGGGACGCAGCUGUGGAGGACACCGAGGAGCAAGAGGAGACAGAGGAACAGGACGAGGAGAAAAUGAAGACAUCAGAUGAGGGAACAGCUGGACAAGAAGUCACAUCCUAUGAGGCGAUGUCAUCCAUCGUCAACUACAUCCAGCCCACCAAAUUCAUCUCUUUUGACAAUGCCAGAAAGAAAGACAAGAGUUACGUCAUCUCAUCUUUUGUGGAGACCAGAGGGGAGGCAAUGAUUUCCAAGACUGCUGUUGAAUUUGUCGAAUACAAUAAGAGGCAGAUGAGCCGGAUUUACCCCAAAGGAACAAGAAUGGACUCAUCCAACUACAGCCCCCAGCCUUUUUGGAACGUAGGCAGCCAGAUGGUGGCGCUCAACUACCAGACGAUGGAUUUCCCCAUGCAGCUGAACAUGGCUCUGUUUGAAUUCAAUGGCAGAACGGGCUACCUGCUCAAGCACGACGUUCUGCGUCGCAGCGACAAGAAGUUUGACCCAUUCUGUGACAGGAUAGACACAGUGGUGGCAAGCACACUGACCAUAAAGAUCUAUUCGGGACAGUUUCUGUCUGACAAGAGCGUGAAAACGGGAGUCGAGGUGGAGGUGAUUGGGCUGCCGGGAGACCCCAAGAAGAAAUAUCGCACCAAGUGGUCCACCACACCCAACGCCAUCAACCCAGUGUGGAACGAGGAGCCUUUUGUUUUUGAGAAGAUUCUGCUCCCAGAAAUGGCCUCUCUAAGAAUUGUAGUCCACGAGGAGAACGGUAAAUUCUUGGGACACAGGAUCAUCCCGCUUGAUGCCAUCCAAUCAGGUUUCCAUCACAUCUGCCUGCACAGUGAGAGCAACAUGGCGCUCACUCUGCCUGCUCUCUUUGUGUACAUCGAGGUCAAGGACUACAUCCCUGCUGCCUUCGCAGAUUUCACAGAUGCCUUAUUUAACCCAACAAAGGGAACAGAGAAGACCGCAAAGGCCCCAAAGGAGUCAUCCUCUGAUUACGUUUCUCCCUAUGAGAUGCCUCUUGCGGUCCAAACCCCCACGGACAAAGCUAAGGAAAGCGAGGCCCCUGCUGCAGAAAAUGCAGCACCCGAAGCUACACCGCUAGUUGACGACAAUGACCAAUCACCCCAGUCUCCACUAGAGGCAAGUGCAGAAGAAGCAAAAGAAGACACUCCACAACCUGCAGCAGAACCUCCUCAAACUCCUGACAACACUCCUGCUGAAGAUACAGCCCCAGACGCAGGAAAUGCCACACCUGAAGCCGUCCCCGAAGCCCUCCCCGAAGCCUCUCCUUCCACCGAGGAGGCAGCCCCUGAGGAGGCAGCAGCUCCAGAGCCAGCUCCUGAAACCAAAGAGGAGCCGGUGGACGACUCCAGUACAAACCCUGAGCCUGCUUCAGAUGAUAAACCAGGCACCGAAGCUGCCAGCGCUGCUGAAGAGCCUGCUGCUGUAGAGCCUGCUGCUGAAGAGCCUGCUGCGGUAGAGCCUGCUGCUGAAGAGCCUGCUGCGUUAGAGCCUGCUGCUGUAGAGCCUGCUGUUGUGCCCUUGCCCUGUCUAGCAAGUGCAUCACCCGAGUCUGCAGGAUCAGGUGACUCAUCUCAGCCGCCGACAUGCAGCGAAGAGCCUUCGACUGUGACUACUGAAGAACUGACACAGCACAAGAACUAUCUGAAGGUCAUCAAGCGUCAAGAGAGAGACAUGAAAGAGGCAGAGAAGAAGUAUCAGAAAAAAGGAGAGGAUCUUAUUCAGAAAUACUCCGACUCCUUCAAGGCCGUCAAGAAGAAGGCCUCGGUGAAGAAAAAAGAGGGAGGGAGAAACAACUCUGACUCCAGCGUGAAGACGGAGCGGGUGCAGGAGCAGAAGGAAAAAAUGCAAGUUGAGCUGCAAGCUCUGUGGACGGAGCAGUGUGACCAGAUGAAGAAAAAGAAAGAGCAGUGCGCUACAGAGAGACUGGCCAAACUGUUGGAGAUGGCCACAGAGAGACACACCAUUGAACUGAAGACCCUGGAGAGUGAAGCCAAAGAGAAUAAGAAGAAAACGCUCUCGAAACAGUCGUCCUCAGAGAAAGCAAAGCUGAAAAAGGCAAUGAGCAUAGAGGUGUUGGAUGAGCCGAGCCAGUCUGACGGUGCAUCUUCAGAUUACAGCCCGCAGCAAGAGGCUCUGAUGAAGAAACAGGCUGCUACACUGGAGGAGAUCAAGACCCUGACUCAUCAGCUCAAUCAGGAGGCCCUAAAGGAGCACGAUCAGAAGCUGAGGUCUCUGCCAGCAGAGGGGAAGGAGGCUGUCAACGUCUGUGUGGGGGCUCACUUUCCUGAACUGGUCGACCAGGCUGGAGACAAGAAGGUGGAGGGAGUGGGCUUCUAUGGAGAUGUCUUCCUGGGUUAGGUGUGCCUUUUUUAACACUCUUACAUCUUCUUUCAAUAACCUAAAGUCUUACCAUAACUAAAUAGUAGAAGAUUCAAUUAGCGCUGUGUGAAAUUUCAAUUUAGAGGUGCUAUUCAUAGAGAGAGCGCUUUUGAGAGCCAUAAUGAUGUUUUCGUGGAUGUCCUGUAGACCAAAAGUUUGAGCAAUUGGAAAUGAUUUUCAUUUUUCUUUUUAAUUCUAUUUUUUCUGUUGCUUUUCACCAACAAAAAAAUACCCUAAUACAGCGAAAAAAUAUCUUCCAGAUGAAAGCCCAUCACUAAACGGUUUAGUUUGGUACUCACAGUCUCCCUUCUGUUCUCUUAAUGAGUUCCAAAAUAGGAAUAAAUGUAGCAAGAAAAAUGGGUUAUCAGAGUCUGCCGGCUGAAUUGAGACAAUGACUCCAUCUGUCACACUUCGGCACAUGGUGUGUGAUACUCCAUGAAGCCACAGCAAACUCACUCUGAGAUUUCGGUGUUGCAGUUGUAAAGCAGGUUUUGCAGCAAAAAAAGCUACAUUUACUCAUUAAAGCUGCAGUGGGUAAAAUUGGCGAUAAAUAUGAUUUUAAAAAGUUGUUUUUAUAAAACGUUCGCUAUAUCCUGACACAAGACGU
Molecule: messenger RNA, 4670 nt
Organism: Sebastes umbrosus (honeycomb rockfish)
Lineage: Eukaryota; Metazoa; Chordata; Actinopteri; Perciformes; Sebastidae
Gene: plcb2
Product: phospholipase C, beta 2
Exons: 32
Coding region: 119-4042 (1307 amino acids)
Biological process (GO): lipid catabolic process; phosphatidylinositol-mediated signaling
Molecular function (GO): phosphatidylinositol-4,5-bisphosphate phospholipase C activity; calcium ion binding
Source: RefSeq, a predicted model, not a curated record